UUUAACUAACAAUCUUUUCGUAACAUAUAACACUGUCAAAAAAGGCUUAGCUAGCAUUAACAAAGCAGUGUUUAAGUGGAGGAGACGGCAUUGUUGUACCAUUGAUUUUAACAUAAGCUCUUUAGUAUGAAGAUCACUCGGAAAUGGUUGAUUCUCGCAACUUUAAUAAUAACAUUUCUGGUUUGUGGUACAGUAGUCACCAUCGUUCUAGUACUAACUUUUUGGAAAACUGCCGCGGAAAAAACAGUUUGCUUGACUGACGAGUGCAGGGAAGCUGCGGCUGGCCUCCUGGCGUCCAUGAACCAGUCGGUAGACCCUUGUUCUGACUUCUACACCUACACCUGUGGAGGAUGGAUCAACAAAGCUGUCAUCCCUGAUUCUGCUAAAGAUAGCAUCUAUGAUGUGAGAAGGAAACUGGAGUUUCAAACAACACAUAGGCUAAAAGCUCUUCUUGAUGGGAUUUCUCUACCUAAGCCGUCAGCUGCUGUAACUCAGAUGAAAAAGAUGUACACAUCGUGCCUAAAAAUGGAUGACAAUAUCAUUCAUGGAGCAGCUACAUUGCGAAAGAUGUUGAAUGAUGUCGGAGGCUGGCCGCUUUUAUCCACAAACUGGGCAGGUGACGUUUACAACUGGGUCCACCCAAUAGCUUGGAUGAUUCGUCAGCUUGGAAUUGUGCCUUUUAUAUCCUUCACUAUAGCUCCCGACUUCAGAAAUACGUCAACAAACGUUAUUUACUUAGGAAAUCCUGUAAUUCAGGGAUUCUUAAUUACUCAAGAGCGUCAACAGAGGAAGCUUAUCCAAAAUAUUACUAAACAACUUCAAGAACGAGAAAAUAAGGAUAAAGUGGAUCCAGAAGAAAGUGACAUUGCCAGCAUUUUUGAAGUGGAGAAAAGAAUUAAAGAGACUCUUGAAAGAUUUCCCUCUAAAAACGAGAAAGAAUGGAUGAAAAUGACAGUAGGGGAAUUAAUAAGUUCUACAAAAGAGUCUGUGAUGUACCCUGUACUAAUUUGCCGAAUGAUCCUCAGGAAGAUCGCCAGCUAUAUCGGAUGGAGGAUUAUUUUAAUGAGAUUAGUAAUAAUGCCGAAGCAAUUCAGAAAUGCAUAUUUAUUGGCCUUUAAUAACAGUGAACUGGAGCAAGACCUUUUCUGUGUAACAUUAACAACCAACAGUUUUGUCUAUGCAGCCACACAUCUCUACCUCAACCAGCACUUCGUCCCUUCAAUGAAACCAAAGAUACAGGAAAUAGUCGAUAAUUUGAAAAGGGAGUUUCUCUUUAUGUUAAGUGACUUAGAGUGGAUGGAUGAUAAAACCAAAGAGAUCGCAGAGAGAAAGGCGAAAGAAAUGGUCGAUUUUGUGGCUUACUCAGAUAUUGCUGUGAAUAUUUCUAAACUGGACAAGUUUUACAACGCAAUGGAAGACCUUGGGGACGACAAUAUUGUGCAGAAUUUGUGGUCCGUAUCAAGGUUUCUGUCAGAAAACAUUAUUCUGAAGCUAAGACUCUCAAAUAGCCGUACUGAAUGGGACAGUAAACCUUUGUCAACAAAUGCGGUAUAUUACCAGAACAAAAAUUCUUUCGCUUUAUCGGUUUCUAUGCUAGAUCGUCCAUUUUUUGAUCCAAAGUUUCCUCGGUAUAUGACGUACGGAGCAAUAGGAGCAGUGAUUGGUCACGAAAUUACACAUGGCUUUGAUGUCCGCGGAAGUGAGAGAGAUGAGUACGGGAACGCUAACAACUGGUGGACAGAAGAGUCUCGUGCACAGUUUAAUGCUCGUACGGACUGCUUUGUGAAGCAGUAUAACAAUUACAAGGUCAACGGAACAAACACAUUAGCUGAAAAUAUUGCUGAUAAUGGUGGUGUACGACAAGCUUUAAAAGCCUACAGAAGAUGGGUAGGGGAAAACAACCAGGAAACAUUGUUACCAAACCUGACAGGAUUUACUCAAGAACAACUUUUUUUUCUUUCAUAUGGCUCGAUAUGGUGUGCAAAGUAUGAGAACGUGGAUAUUUUACAAUUAUCAAGAAUAAGCAAUUAUGCACUAGCUCAAUACAGAGUUAUUGGCUCCUUAUCAAACAUGGCAGAAUUUGCUGAAGUAUUUAAUUGUAAGGCUAAAUCAGAAAUGAAUCCUGCACGGGAGCGAUGUGUUCUUUGGUGACAACUCUGUUAAUGUACUCUAGCUCAUAUAUCUAUUUCUAAUGUUAUGAAACUUCAGAAUUAUGCAAUAAACAUAAUAUGGAAAAUAAAAUCUUCAGCAUUAGAAAAGUUUCAAGUACAACUAAUUUUUUUGUUUUAUGUCUAUAUAUAUAUAUAUAUGAUUUUAUCAACAUUAUUUAUCUGGGGACUGUUGCAGUUUUCUCAACACUGACUUGUUGCUAGUAACUAUCGGCAAGUGUACAAAAAUAACAAUGUUUUCAUCACUAUUAUUAAUAAACCAUACAAUUAAGAAAUACAUUUACAUCACCAGUCUUAUACAAAAGUUAUCUCCUGUUGGUUUAUAUUACAAGUCUAUGUUUUGAGAAAUUAAACCAAUAAAGUAUUUUAUAUUUAUUUGGAGUGGGAAUUUUUUUCUUCAAUACUGAACACAGCUUGAAUGAGAGAAUUAAGUUACAUAACUCUGAUGUAUUGAAUUAAAAAUCAUAUAAGCCUUAAAUGUUUGGCUUUUAAUUGUCAGAUCAAUAUCUAUAAGAUAAAUAUCCUCAUCCCUGUUUCUGCCAAGUUAAGCCACUAUAUGUUGAUUAAUAUGAAUAGUAAAAAUUAAAUUCACAUGAGGUUAAAAGGUAACUUAAAAUUUGUUGACUGCAAACUUUUACACAUAUUUGGUCAAUAUUUUCAUUACAGCAUAAUACAUGGAUGUGACCUGUAUAAAAACAGCUUUCAAAUAAUAACACAACAUCACUGUAUUCUUUAGACAAAACAAGUCAUAUAGACCUGGUUCUUAAAAGUCAUAAUUUUGUAAAAUUCUCAGAAAAUAAUAUACAAGACAUACAUAUUAGAUGCUACUGUAAAAUUUAUUUCAUUAGCUUUACCACACUUUUGUGUGUACUUAUUUAACAAACACUGGUGUUAAGAGUUGUGAAAAGCAAUUUAAUAACAUCUGUUUAUCCU
Molecule: messenger RNA, 3101 nt
Organism: Limulus polyphemus (Atlantic horseshoe crab)
Lineage: Eukaryota; Metazoa; Arthropoda; Merostomata; Xiphosura; Limulidae
Product: neprilysin-11-like
Exons: 20
Coding region: 127-2151 (674 amino acids)
Biological process (GO): protein processing
Cellular component (GO): plasma membrane
Molecular function (GO): metalloendopeptidase activity
Source: RefSeq, a predicted model, not a curated record